Molecule: messenger RNA, 1764 nt
Organism: Metarhizium brunneum ARSEF 3297
Lineage: Eukaryota; Fungi; Ascomycota; Sordariomycetes; Hypocreales; Clavicipitaceae
Source: RefSeq, a predicted model, not a curated record
AUGUCCGAACCACGACCCUCGAGAUCGGCCAAGUCCAAGGCCAAGGCCAAACUCACCAGGAGAACGACUCGUGGGAAUAUACGAGACGAGAACGACGAUGAAGAGCACGAAGAAGUCGAGCUCGACCCUCGAAAGAUGCACGUUGGAAUGCUAAAGGCGUUUCAGAGGAUGGCUGACAAGUACCAGUCCGAUGUGCUUGAUCCAGCCUCGGCCAUCCACAAGGAUCAGCUCACGGCCCUGAACAAGCGGAUGAAGAAGUCCAUUCAUCCUGCAAUGCCCAAGGUCCAUGUUGGUCGAGAUGGCUGGUCCAAGCAGGACGAGAACGACGUUCUCGACCAGUGGGAAGCCGAAAAGCACCACUGGAUCGACAUUAAUGACGUGAAGCUAUAUCACAUGCUCUGGAAGAUAUGCCUACAAUACGCCAAGUGCACGCCGUGGGACAUUGUGGGCUUCAACACCAAGCUCUCUUUUGAGCUUAGUUGUCGAGGCGACUUGGGAGGCGAAGUUGAAGAGAACCACACCUGGUCCUCCGAUUUCAGUGACCACCUCGCCUGGCUCAUCCCUCAUCCCGCAUGGGCCGGGGGGGAAAGCUCUUCGCGACCGUCUUUGCUAGCCACCGCAAUUCAGUACGCCGUUAUUCUGCGUACAAACGAUCAAAGAGUCUGGCGGCUCAACCACCUCGGGGACGAGUUCUUGGUGGCAUUCGCCGCCCUAUGUCGAGAAAGCUGCCCUUGCUCAAUUGCAGGGGUCCACGCAGAGGUGCUCGCACGUAGGAGGGCGGAGGGAAUCAAGACGAUUCCCAUCAUCUCCCGCGUGUUUCAGUCGUUGGAAAAGGUGAUCCAGACACCAACUGACAGCUUUGUGCCCGCAGAUGAAGAGCCGUACUUUGUCACGACUCAAGAUUUGACCAAUCUCAUCCGGGCACUGGAUCAGAUUGUUGAUCCAGACACAAAACUCAGAAUGUUCUUGCCCGUAGAGUUUGUGUAUGAGAGCGCACAGUCGGCUCACGGCGGCCGCCAGCCCCCGACCAGAGAACAGCUUCACGAGUACCACAAGCUGGCUCUGAUUGAGGAAAUGAGGCGCAAGGCCAAAGCCACUCGAUCGGCACAGAGCAACCUUGGCCCAGAUGACGAUCACCAAGGCGGCGGCCAGGGCGACGACGACGACGACGACGACGAUGUCGAUCCGUUUCAAAGCCUCACCCUGCCUCGGCGGCCCACGAGUACCACGAGUACCACGAGACGGCGGCGCUUGUCCCAUGUCUCUGCAACGCCAAGCGACGACAGAAGUCGCCCGGCCGCAUCGUCGGAAGCUCAGGGCUUGGACAGCGAACCGCGUCUCACGCGCCCACGGCCAUCAUCCGCAGGGAUCACUCAAUCCCUCGGCCUUGGAUCGAGUCGUGGUUUACAUUGGGGUAGUGAUGACUCCGGCCAAAGUGGCGGGGGCGCAUCAGAGCCAGAAUCGCGCGAUGAUUUUGGCCUUGACGACGGGUUCGAUCAUGGCGGUGAGUCUGAAAUGGGUGGUGGCUCCGGCCAUGACGGCGAGGACGCACCCGAGCCAGACCUAGGUGGUGAGUCUGGCCAUGAUGGCGAGGAAGCACCCGAGACCCUCGACGACGAUGCAAUGAGUGUCGACAGCACAGAGUCAGAAUGUGCGCUGGGGGGAUCAGCACGAGAACAGCCAAUGGCUCCUCGUACUUACCGCUUUGCUCGAUGGGGUCAAACCGGACAAACUCGCACUUCUGGUAUGGGUUUGUUUCGCUAG